GUUGGUUCUGUCGCUCAAACAUUUAUGUUAAUGAUCGCAGUGCCCUCGUGUCACGGGAAGGUCUAUGGAACGAGUAUUGUACAUGCAUAGGAUAAACACGCAAGAACUUGUUGCUUGGGUAUUGGCUACACUGAAGUGGGCGUGUGCGACACAUUCGGAGAACAUGUGUUUUGAUUCAUCAGGAAGAAGCGUAGGGCAAUAUUACCACGGAGUGUUGACAUUUGUGUUGUGUGUGCGUACUGUGUUUUACACCAAUCUUGCCAAAGAUAUGUCUUGAUUCUCAGAUAAGUGUGUUAAUCUCAACAACAUGGCAAAGUUUGUGCCAGGAUCUGCAUCUUCUCCGACAGCAGAAGUGGAGCUCAGUCUGUCAUGCAGGGACCUUUUGGACACCGAUGUAUUCUCAAAAUCGGACCCAAUGUGUGUUACUUACCUGAAGACGUAUGAGACACAAGACUGGAUUGAAGUGGGACGAACUGAGAUGGUCAAGAAUACAUUAAACCCAGAUUUUGUACGAAAGGUACAUUUGACAUACAGAUUUGAGGAACAACAGUGGCUGAAAUUCGCUGUGUACGAUAUUGAUACAGAAUCACCCGACCUUGGAGAACAUGAUUUCUUAGGAGAAUGUGAAUGCACUCUAGGCCAGGUAGUAUCUGCUGGUCGCUUAGCUUUGCAGCUUCAUCGUCCAUCUUACACACGGGGACAGUUAAUAGUAUCUGUUGAAGAGCUUGCAACGUGUCGUGAUGAAGUAAUUUUACAGUUUUGUGGGCGUAAUCUAGAUCGUAAGGAUUGGUUUGGCAGCUCUGACCCCUUUCUGGAGUUCCAGAGAGUUGGAGAAAAUGGCAGUUAUCAUGUAGUCCACAGGACAGAAGUGAUAAAGUGGACAUUGAAUCCUAACUGGAAACCAUUUGUAAUGCCAGUCAGAACCUUGUGUGCUGCCGAUAUGGAUCGCUCAAUUAAAAUUGUGUGCUACGACUGGAACCGCAGUGGGAGCCACAGCCUCAUUGGUGAAUUCUGUACAACAUUACGAGAACUCUCAAAUGGUCCAGGACCUGCCACUGUCUUCCACUGUAUACAUCCUCGCAAACAGGCAAAAAACCAGUCAUACCAACAUUCUGGAGAGGUGAGGCUUCUCCGUUAUGAAUACAAAAAAGUCUACUCUUUCCUUGAUUAUGUAAAAGAAGGAGGUACACAGCUGAAUUGCACUAUAGCCAUAGAUUUCACAGCUUCCAAUGGAGAUCCACAGAGUCCAGACUCUUUGCAUUAUAUAUCAUCAGUUGCACCAAACCAGUAUGAGCAGGCACUGACAGCUGUUGGAGAGAUAAUUCAAGAUUAUGACAGUGAUAAACUGUUUCCUGUGCUUGGUUUUGGUGCUCGUAUACCCCCUGAUGGAAGGGUCUCCCAUGAAUUCUUUGUAAAUAUGCUUCCCAGUCCAUUUUGCUCAGGAAUUGCAGGUGUUUUGGAAGCUUAUAAGAGUUGUAUUAGACAAAUUCAACUCUAUGGGCCAACAAACUUCAGCCCAGUUAUCAAUCAUGUUUCAAAAUUUGCAGAAACAUACUGUGAUGGCACACAGUAUUUCAUACUGUUAAUAAUCACAGACGGAGUAAUUACAGACAUGUUUCAAACAAAAAAGAGUAUAUUUUACAAAAUUGUUUCCAUUAGCAAGAAAAGUGGAUAUUGCCAUAAAUUACAAAGCUGUGUCAUGGAGCUGCCCAGACAGGUGAACAUUUACCAGAAUCAAAUUUUCUCUUAUCAAGUUUCAUAUUUUGAAACAACAAGAGACAUUUCCUAAAUGAAAUGUGAUAGCUUCCUUCCUCUCUCAUUCUGUGCAAAAGUAUGUUAUUCUGUGUACUUUAUUGAGACUAAACUAUCUUUUAAAUGUUAUGUGUGUGAAAAGAUAUAUAUAUAUAUUUUAUGAUUAAACUUUUUCAUGGCAUGUAAUCUUUAAUGACUUUUAUGACCUGUUCACAAUUUUUCUAUUGUCACUAGUGUCUUACAAAACUUCAAAUGUGUACAUUAAUACUGAAAGUGCUGUUAACUGUAACUCACAAAAAUAUUUGCUAUUGUUUAAACAGUUCCAUAACUUUGUUGUUGUUGUUGUUUGGUCCUUACCUAUCAGCCAGUAAGUAGUUUUUGUAUGAAUGUAAUGUAAAAUUCUGUUUUUUUAUAUUAACAAAUACAUCCUUCAC
Molecule: messenger RNA, 2186 nt
Organism: Schistocerca piceifrons (Central American locust)
Lineage: Eukaryota; Metazoa; Arthropoda; Insecta; Orthoptera; Acrididae
Product: copine-8-like
Exons: 10
Coding region: 308-1789 (493 amino acids)
Biological process (GO): cellular response to calcium ion
Cellular component (GO): plasma membrane
Molecular function (GO): calcium-dependent phospholipid binding
Source: RefSeq, a predicted model, not a curated record